GUCUAGGAGCAACAACGGCUCAGCCGUGAAGUGGUAGGCCACACGAGCUCACAGAACGGGACCGCGUAGCACGUACAAAUCGACUGUCCGCGGUUACAACACGCUACUCUAGUGUGACGGGGAACAUAACUGUCUGUUUGGGGGUCUAAACUGUGGCUGUGCAGGCUUUCUGUGACAUGGUAUCCUCUCUGUUAACAAUCUGCUGUGUGAUUUGUUGGUGUGUUGUAGGACGAUAAAGACCUGGUGCCAGAGUUUGUGAAUUCAGAAGGCUUGAUGUGUUUCAUCAAGGUGGGAGCGGAGGCAGACCACAACUAUCAGAAUUACAUUCUCAGAGCCCUCAGUCAGAUCAUGCUGUUUGUAGAUGGGAUGAACGGUGUGAUCGACCACAAUGACACUGUUCAGUGGCUCUACACUCUCACUGGCAGCCUGUCUCGUCUGGUGGUGAAGACAGCUCUGAAGCUCCUGAUAGUGUUUGUAGAGUACACAGAGUUGAACAGUCCUCUACUUAUCCAGGCUGUCAACACUGUGGAUGGCAAGAGAGGUGUGAAGCCGUGGUCGUACCUGACAGAGAUCAUGGAUGAGAAGAACGGAUCAGACACCGAGCUGUUCAUCUUAACCAUGAACCUCAUCAACAAGACCCUUGCGGCCCUCCCGGACCAGGACUCGUUCUAUGACGUGACCGAUUGUCUGGAACAACAAGGGAUGGAACACAUUAUGCACAAACACAUGAGCAGCAAGGUUACUGAGCCAGACCUGAAACAACAGUUCACCAUAUAUGAGAGGGCUCUGAGGCACGAGGAUGGAGAGAUGGAUGCUGCUCCUCACCUCAGGAAGGAGAGGAGGAAGGUGACAGCCAGCGAACAGGAGGGCAGGAGGAACAGGAGAUCCUCAGCUCAGAACCUCCCCGACGUCCUCUCCUCCUCCCCGACCACAUCCAACACUAUCUCUCUCUCCGCCUCGUCCUCCACUUCUCUCUCCCCUUCCACCUCCUCCCCUUUCUCUCCCUCCUCCCCCUCCCCUUUCUCACCCUCCUCCUCCUCACCCUCCAACAGUCCUACAGCAGGGCUGAGUAGGACCACCUCCCCUCUCCCCUCCUCCUCCCGUAGCGCCUCACCCCUCUCCCCCACCUCCAGCCCAUCAGACUCUGGUUCUCAGAGGUCCUCUCCUCUACUGCCCCCUGAGGUGACCAACGGUACUGCAGCCUCCCUGUCUCCCACUGAACAGGAGCCCAAGACAACCUCCAACCUGGGGCGAUCAUUCCUCAGUCACCACAUGUCCGCCUUGGGGAUCAGUAGGAGAUCACGACUCUUUAACAAGGCUGGUUCCAUCUCUGAGGAACCUGCUCCUUCUGCCUCUCGAGCCGCAAGCAGCCCGUCUCCUACUGACUUGGCUGGCCCCGAGAAGCAACAGCAGCCCCAGACGGUCCCGGAGAAACAAGGGAACAAGACGGAGAGGAACACCUUCAGGUGGGUACAGUUACUGAACCUCUCAGAGACAGAGACCAGGACAGCGACCAGGACAGAGACCAGGACAGAGGACAGAGACCAGGACAGAGACCAGGACAGAGACCAGGACAGAGACCAGGACAGAGACCAGGACAGAGACCAGGACAGAGACCAGGACAGCGACCAGGACAGAGACCAGGACAGCGACCAGGACAGCGACCAGGACAGCGACCAGGACAGCGACCAGGACAGAGACCAGGACAGCGACAGGGUUGUUUAUCAUAAACCCACGUGGAUCACAUGA
Molecule: messenger RNA, 1749 nt
Organism: Salvelinus namaycush (lake trout)
Lineage: Eukaryota; Metazoa; Chordata; Actinopteri; Salmoniformes; Salmonidae
Product: FH1/FH2 domain-containing protein 3-like
Exons: 9
Coding region: 274-1749 (491 amino acids)
Biological process (GO): cortical actin cytoskeleton organization; actin filament network formation
Cellular component (GO): cytoskeleton; cytoplasm
Molecular function (GO): actin filament binding
Source: RefSeq, a predicted model, not a curated record